Molecule: messenger RNA, 945 nt
Organism: Colletotrichum chrysophilum
Lineage: Eukaryota; Fungi; Ascomycota; Sordariomycetes; Glomerellales; Glomerellaceae
Exons: 2
Coding region: 1-945 (314 amino acids)
Cellular component (GO): RAVE complex
Source: RefSeq, a predicted model, not a curated record
AUGCUGAUCAGGAUCAACCCAAAGAAGCGCGAGCUAGAAUGGAUCGUCAACGAAACCCACACAAUCCUCAGCGACAUCCGCCACGGCCUGCAAGACUGCUACGCCCUCCUCGCGCCAAUCGACCCGGGCAGCACCCUCGUCAUGUCCACGCAGCGUAACGAGCGCGUCAAAGGCACAGUAACCCGCGUCGGCACAAGGAUAGUAAAAGGCGCCGUCAACCUCCAGCUCAAAACCCUCCCAUCCCAAACCAUCGCCCUCGACCCCUCGCACCCAAUCCACAUCGCCGCUCUCGAGACGAUCCACACCCACCUCACCGAAUGCAUCGACCUCCUCUCCCUCACCUCCACCCCGCAACCCUCCUCGAACCCCUCCCAGCUCGCCGCCCAACUGCGCAUCCUCCACGCCUCUCUGACCGAGUCCUCCGCCCUCCUCCGCGGCCCGCCCCUCAACGCCUCCGACCCCGCCUGGCAGUCGGACUCCUGCCCGCCCGUCCACUUCGCCCCGCCCCUCGGGCCCAACAUCUCCGUCCACUUCUCCCUGCAGGAGUCGUCCCUCGUGCUCUGGCUGCGCGCCCUCGAGCCCGUGGACGCGCCGCCGAGCUUCGGCACAAAGCUCGGCCUGGCGCUCGGCACCGUCAGGAGGCUGGAGCACGACGAGAUGGACCGCCCGUUUCGGUUCGCGUAUAGUAGCGUCACGGACGGCGGGGAGAAGCACAAACACGGCGGGGCGCAUCCGAGGAGCGGGCAGAGCAGUGUCAGCGGGCUGGGUACGCCGUCGAGUAACGGGGAGCCGAAUGAGGUCUACGUGAGGGAGAAGGUGAGGGUUGAGAGCUUGCCUGAUCCAAAUCUGAUGAGUUUGUCGGCCAAGCUGGUCGCGUUGGGGCAUACUUUGGCGGGCGCGAGGAGGAAUCUUGCUGCAGUAAUGGGAGAGGAGGUCGACGAGUGA